Neocloeon triangulifer is the source of this 8969-nucleotide messenger RNA. RefSeq lists its product as uncharacterized. NCBI's taxonomy places the organism in Eukaryota, Metazoa, Arthropoda, Insecta, Ephemeroptera, Baetidae. Bases 2460 to 8969 code for a protein of 2169 amino acids. Gene Ontology annotation, biological process: DNA replication. The record is from RefSeq and is a predicted model, not a curated record. Gene Ontology annotation, molecular function: nucleotide binding; DNA binding; DNA-directed DNA polymerase activity. The transcript is spliced from 15 exons.
UACUCGCCGAUGGGAGAUAGACAUGACCAAACAGCAGGCGCGCCAGGAGCAGGUGGCGAGGCCCGCAGCUGACCCCGGGCGUGGCCGUGCCCCGUCAAAAGCGGCCAAAACUACAGCAGGAUCAGGUGGACAAGCUGGGCGCACACCGGAGACCUGUAAAAAAGCUGGGGUGCCCUCCCGUGCGUCCAGCCCCACCUCAUCACCUGCAAACAAAGGUGAAUUAAAUUUGAAUCAGUCAACCUACCCUGAGGAGGAAAAUAAUUUUAGUCUGGAGGCCACCAACUACUCUGGAGGAGGCGACGGCAAGAAGGAGUCUAUGAGUCUGGCAAAGUUCUUUGCUGACCUGGAAGGAGCAAGGGAGGCUGAGAAUCUUCGGGAAAAUUUUGCCGGUGGGGGUAGCCUGCACCAGCUGCCCCCACUUGAUUCCGAUCACCGACCCCCCCGGCAAAUUCCCAAUGAGAAGGUAAUAGUCGGUAUCUUGGAAGUACCCAAAGUCUCACCCCUCUCUCCGCUCGAGCCCCCAGCACAGCCCCAUUCAACCCAAACCGUGGCUCAUGAUGCGCCCAGUACGGCAGAUCUGGCCAGUGAGCUGUCUGGCAUGAGGCGCAGCAUCGACGCGCUGGCCGAGAAAGUCUCAGUCUCGGUCGGGCAACGUGGGACAGUCGCGGGAAACAUCAGGCGAUCGCUGCCGAGAAAGGAGGCCGGCCCUAGGGCCGCGCGCCACCUGAGUAGGCAGCCCGCCCCAUCGGCUCCAUCCCCGAAGAUAGCAGCACCAUCACCCUCAAACUCAAAUUCAAUUAGCAAUAGAAAGAAAUAUCCAAAAAACCCCAGCAGCAAAUCUCUGCAAAAAAUCGCGUAAAUAAGAAGAUGAUACCCACCUGGAUACAACUUUUGGACUUAGAAUAUUUUCAUAUGGUGGGCUAUUAUUUUAUUAUUAGGCAGGGCCGCGCGCGCCUGUAUUGUACACAGGGCGGCAGCGGUGCGAGCGCGAGAGAGAGGCGCGCAUACAUCUUUUAUACUUGUAAUAUUUUGGCUGGCUGUGUGUAUUUUAUUUUAACGCGGGCCGGCAGCGAUGUGCGAAAGAGUCGAUCAAGUAUCUGUUAGCUUUAAUUUUAUUUUAUCGCUGGUUGAUUGUGUGUGGACUUAGUGCGCGCCGUCGAAGAGAGUGUGUGUAUUUUAUUUGUACAGCGAGCGAGGUGCACUUGGUGCGUGCUGGCGAGAGAGUGGCGUGUAAUUGAGCAGCGGCUAGAGGCGUUUGACUAAGUGCGCGGCCGGCGCCAGUUGUCAUUUCCGUCGACUGAAUGGAUUUUUACUAGGCUGGCGACUGAAAUCAAUGGAAUAAAAAUCACAAAAAUUGUUCUCGGCGCCACCAAUGCUAGUGAUUUUGGUCUCGGGAAUAUAUUUGAGAGCUCUGCCGCGAAUUUUUGACUCGUUCCUUUGGCGAAUUUUUUUUAAUUUUACCUGCUUUUUUUUAAUGGAGAUAAGAUAAAUUGUAUUUUAUUUGAAAUAAAAAUAAAAUUUUAUUUCCAGGUUAAAUAACCCCCAAACAUCACUUUUUAAAGGUUUAAAAAUUUCAAAUUUUUAAGAAAAUAAACGGAGAAUGGUAAUUAUUAGUUCUUCGUAUUAAUAAACAAAUUUAUUUUUAUUUAAAAAUAAGGAGAAUUGUAGAACAAAAUAAAAAUUUAAUAUCCAGGAGUACUUUUUGUGAUACAUUAGUUUUUUUUUUUGCAAUUUUACUGCUUCGUAAUAGUUUGUAUGUGUGUCGGAGAAGCAUCCCUUGCACAUGGGGUGGAAAAUUAAAGGGACUGUUGAGUUAUAAGGAAUAUGGCUGGAAGCUAAAUCAAAGCUUGGAAAAGUGAGAGUGGUAGACAAAGCGAGCGCCCCACCACUCGCACCCGCACUAGGAAAGCAGCGUGCAGUUGCAUUGUGUGCUUCCGUAAGAGAAGGAAGUGAGCUUUUCACCCAGUUGUCCACUGCUCGUUUUUGACCAUUUUGGGCAAUGUCGAAGAAUCAACUAACUGGUGCUUCCGUAAGUAAUUUUUCUGUUCUCAUUUACUCUGAGAGAUAAAUUUUUAUGGGAUUUAUUCUUUUAAAAAUAUUGAAAUUUGAUUUAAUACCAAUUAAUGAGCAAAAUAUUUUGAAAUUUUGCUGAUAACAAAAUUUAACAGAAAUUUAUUCAUUCUGACAAAACCUAUUAAAUAAUAAAAAUAAAUCAUAAUAAUAAGCAAAAUCUAAAAUAAAAAUGUAAAAAAUUCAGACUGUAAAUUUUGAUAUGAAUCUUUUAAUUUUUCAAAUCUUUUUUCUGCCCUGAAUUUUAUUUAUGAAUUUUCAGUGUAAUAAAUUUGAGAGAUUAAAUUAUUAAUUAAAUAAUUAAUUAUUCAAAACGGAAAAAUCAAUUUUUUUUACAGAAUAAGCGCCCUUCCGGGGGAAAGGGUGCACCUAAUAAGGAGAAUCCUCCAAUGAAGAAGAAGCCUGGACCCAAGGGGUUGGCCAAGUCGAUGGAGUUCAUCCUCUCGUCCGAUGAGGACGUUUUCAAAUCUCCUCCGACGAAGCGCCAACCCCUUCAAUCCACUGCGAACCUCGGUUCAGGCCAGACGGGUGCAGCAGCGAAAAGAAAGACUACUCCAAUCUUUCCUGGAGCUUCCCAGGUUCGCACUGCUCCGAAACUCAUCUCGAUUCCAGCCAAAGCACCAACAGCAAUGGCUCAGCCGAACGUGCCUCGUCAGCCUCGAGAUGGUGGAGGUGAGAACCGGGGGGAGGCUGCUUGUGGACCGUCCGCACAGGAUGUAAACCAUCCUCCUGUGGCUGUGGUUACCGCUCCAGGGUACCCUGUGGCUGAGGUGUACGACCCAAAGGCCGAGGCUUCCUGUCCGUCAGUCACUCUCGCCAAUGUGGCCAUCGUCGGAGACAAACUGGCAAAACAUAAAAGGUUACUCAUGGAGUUGCCUCAGCAAUUUACAAAGACUCUGGAAACAAACAAACAAAACCUGAAAUCCCUCAUGCUUCACACUCGAAAGCAGGCAAGUGAGGGCAAGGAGUCGUCGGAGAAGAAAUUGCUCCUGCUGGACGAUGCAGAUAAAAAGUUCACGGAUGAACUGGAAAUCAAGAAAGAUCUUGUGUGUCGACUUAACAAAGACUUGGAGCAGAAGCAUCGCAAAAUACAAGAGGUGGAGGAAACCAUCACUCGGAAGAACGAAAGCAUUGCUGCGUGGAAGCUGCAAGUUCAAAGAGACACAGCGUUGGUGGAGAAACUGAAGAGUGAGGGUGCUUCUCUUGAAAAAUUGCAGACUGAAGGUGAAAGAAGAAAAAAAGUGUUGGAGGAGGGUCUCGGAGAAAAUCAUCAAGAACGGGAAAAUCUAAAGAAGAAGAACGUUGAAUUCAAGACUAUUCUGAAUGAGCUCCAGACCAAGUUUGACCUGCAGUGUGCUGAUGCGACAAGGGAAGCUGAGGCUGCAAAGAAGGCUGCCGAGGACACACUCAAGUCCAACAUUACCCUGCUGGAGACAAAACUCAAAGAGAUGGAAGAUGAACUGGAGAAGCAGCGGAAGCUCGAAGAAGAAGAGAAGGCUCGUAAGCAGUUGGAAGAGGAGGAGAAGAAGAAAGCUGCCAUGGCCGAGGAAGAGGCUGAGAAGGAGGCUGCCAGGAGGAAGGAAGAUUCUGAAUCUGCAGCUUUUCUUGUUGCAGUCGAGCAGGAAGAGCUGGAAGAGCUGGCCAGGCGCGCAAAGGGAGCUGUCGAUCUGACUUUCCUACUCGAGGAGGGUGAAAUGGUGUCCUUUGUGGGGACAGAAGACAUCCAACAGCAGCAGCAGCAGCAGGAGUCCCAGCAGCAGGAGUCCCAGCAGCAGGAGCAGAUCAGCAGCAGCUUGGACCUCGACAACUUGGUGACUUCAACUCUGGAAGAUAUGGAAACUGACCAAGCUGGUGCAGAGGUGGCUUCCUGCCCUCCGCAGACUUCGGAGGUUGUCCCACCCUUGUCCGACAGUUCUGAUGAGGAGGAAGCGGAGCAGCCUCCCUGCAAGAAGACAAAAACUGGCUCACCCAGCCUUUCCUCCUGUUCCUCCUGCUCUUCUUCAGACUCGUCAGAUGGCGAGCAAGAGCCGAGGGGAAUGGAGAAAGAGCAGAUUGGUGAAGAGGGAGUCGCAGGGGCUGCAGCGAGUGUCGAGCCGAUGGGAUCAGAGAUGGCUGCCGAGGAGAAGAGCGAGGCCUCAGCUGAGCCCUCGGUGGAGUCCAGUCCGGAGAUUGGUCCUUCGGGUGAAUCCAGCAGUGAUGGUGAGACUGAGCCGGAGAGGUCCGUCAGCAAGAAGAGACGGAGGAGAAGGCAGCAGAAGAACAAGUCCGACGCUUCCUCAAACUCUUCAUCUUCAGACUCCGAUACUGCUGGUUCACCUGUCAAGAAAAAGAAAAGGAGCAUUACUUCAGAACAGGUCUUCAGUCAAGUUCCAGUUGAGCACAAGGAUUUCAAUGCCCAUCUACCCCGUGAUCGACCAACGAUGCCCACUGAUUUUCAAUACAGCAGCACUUUCUCAAAGAACCAAGAGGAGCAACUCCACUCGGCAAAGAAGCAGGCUAAAGAUGCUCGCCUUCCCUUUACAGCACUCAUCAACUAUGAGAGAAAGUGGAAGAAGAACGACCAGGACUUGAGGGAGGCCCUGAAAGCUGUCACUCGCCAAAACAUCCCGAAUGCUGUCGAGCUACCCGAAUUGCCUUCCCACUACCUGGAGUAUAUUCAUUACGUCACUGUCGCCCAAUAUCGGAGCAGAUUGUCCGCAGAGAUGCAAGAGUUGGCCAGUGCGUACGACGUUGUCAUUGAUGGCCAACUGAAGUUUGACUCCACUCUGGAAAAGAUGCUGAAGGCGAUCAGGAAGAAGCUCAAGAAAACUGCGGAUCAGCAAGUUGUGGAGCGAGAACUUGCUUCCAACGAGACCAUCGAGAGGUUCCUUGUGCCGAAGAAUAAAACGAAACAAAAUAACAAAAAGGACAAAGUCAUGGGCCAAAUUGGAGCAGGGAAAUUACCUUCGAAAGCAAACGAUUCAGCAUCGGUGGACACUCGGCAAGCAGCACCACCCCCAGCACCCCCAGACACAGCAGCAGCAGCAUCUCAGCAAACUGUCCAGCCAAGAGAUUCUUCAGCAGAGAACGAACAGGCAAGGGAUGUCGAGGAGCGUCAGCGUGUUCGCGCAAAAGUAAGAGAGCAGACCAAAAAGGCAAGGUUGGAGCAGCUCGAUGAAUUAGACAAUCCUGAAAAAGGAGAAUAUUUUGAAAUAACUGCUAGAUCGGACGCAAAAGAUGAAAAAUUUGAAACUCUGACCACUAUUGCUCAAUUUAAAGUUUCCGAAAGUGCUCGAGAUGCACCAAUGGGGGACAUUCUAGCAAUUCGAGAUGUAAUUUUGCACAUCAUUAAAGAUGUUUCGGACGAUUCAUGGAUCGGAAUAACUCUUUCAACUCGCGCCCAGCCAAAGGAGGCAGGUAUUCCGCUCAUGCGAAAAAACCAAUUCGAGCCAAAUUUGAUUUUCAAUUCGAUCAGCGGAAUUUCACAGUCCAGAGAUGAGUUCACAAUUGACGACAGUUUCAAAAUUAUUGCUGUUAUUGUCAAUGACUUGGGAGCCCGUGGGCGCAGAUUUUUAGGGAAUUUGGACAUUUCAGCAAAAUCAAGUUCCAUUCCUGCAAAAAAUGACCAGAAUAAUAAGCUAGACAAGCUUUUGACAAAAAGUGAUCUCAUUGAACUUGGCUCUUGCAAAGAUUCUUGUGUGUAUUUUGCUGCUCUUGUGGGAAAAAUACAUGCCGAUAGAGUGGCCGCAAAUGAAAAAGGUGAAUCUAAUGAGUGGAGACAAGCAAAAGCACAAAAUUCAAAAGCUUUCACUCAAAAGGUUUUUGAACUUAUUAGAGACGUUGGGCUUCCUUUUAAAAAUGGGUCAGGGCACAGAAACCUGCAAAAAAUCCAGGAAAUAUUUGGCAGAGAGUAUAAAAUAAUCGCCUUCGCUGGUGUCACUUUGGAGUCAAGAAUAUUCGGAAGCGAUUAUGUUGACGGUGAUGAAAACAGAAAAAAAAUAUUUCUGUACAUGGACAAAGAGAAGCACUUUCACGCUCUUCUCUCGGCGAAAGCUUUCUUUGAUAAAAAGCAUUUUUGCGACUUCUGUGAGAAGCCUGUGGACAACCUAUUCCACAGGGAAUGUAAAGGCAGCAAGUGUUUCAAGUGUAAUGAUUUCUGCAAAUAUCAAUCUCCGAAUGACAUGAUUGGUGAUACAGCAAGAUGGGAAGUUACAUGCUUUCACUAUUUUGAGACUCGUCAAGACCAAACAAUUAGUGUCAAUGAUAAAGUGAAGUACAAGCACAUGGCCAAUUUAGUGCACGUCUCAAAUCGCUGUGUGAACUGUUUGGACGAUCACGAAGGAGAAGAUAAUUGUUACUGGUGCGGGAAAAGAGAAAAGUCAUUCGACAACUUUGAUCAACCUGACAAAAGUGUUGUGGGUGAAUUUCUCAACUACAUGAAUGAUAAAUGUAAAUCUAGAAAAUCAUUUAACCGACACCAGGGUAUUGUGCUGCAAUUCAACGCAGCGUCGUUUGACAAUCAUCUUGUCCUUUCCCAUGUGAUGAACGAUGAAAAUUGGAUUGUCAAGGACAUAAUAAUGAGUGGACUGCGAAUUUUGCAAAUGCGGAUAAAAAAUAAAGAAAGUGGAGUGUCUUUGAAAUGGCUUGACAUGGUCAACUUCACGCCUGCUAAACUGGCCGACUUGCCAAAAGCUUUCAAAAUUGAGAAUGUUGUCAAAGGCCAUUUCCCGCACUAUGCUAAUAAGCCCGAAUAUUAUAAUUACGACGAGGGGCGCUUGCCUCCAGCUGAAACGUUCGGUCCCGAUUGUAUGACAACUGGUGCGAGGGAAGAAUUUUUAAAGUGGUACGAGGAGACCAACAAAGAACUCGCUGAAAGUGGCUCAACUUGGAACUUUCGCGAAAAUAUUAAGCACUAUUGCAAAAACGAUGUGCGCAUUUUGAGAAUUGCUGCACUAAAAUUCAGGGAAAUGAUUCGGCUGUUCAGAAUUGAGCCGUUUUUGGAAAGCUUGACUAUGGCCUCACUCACACACGAGAUAUACAAGAGAAAUCACUACUUGAAUGGAGCAAUUGGGAUUUUACCAAAAAAUGAUUCGUAUCGUGGCUCGCAAAGUAAGGAAGGACAAAAAUAUUUGACCUAUGUGGAGAAAUUUAUGGGCAUCAAGAAUUUACAACACGCUGGGAAUGGAAAGGAAAAGGUCAUUGGAGGAGCACCAGUGGACGGUUUUGAUCCUGAUACAGGAACAAUUUAUCAAUUCCAUGGAUGCUGGUUCCAUUGUUGCGUCGACUGUUUCCCGAACGCAACUUCAUCACCGCGCGGAACAGGAAUUGAGGUUCGUUCAAAAACCUACGCCCGAACCAAGUUCUUACGAGACCAAGGUUAUACUGUGGUGGAAAUGUACGAGUGCAAGUGGAAGGAAAAAAUGAAAUCCGAGGCUGAGACGUACUUGAAAUUGUGCACAGAUCCCAUCGUUGAAAUGGGAUAUUUGAGGGCGCGAAAUGCACUUUUUGGUGGCCACUGCAGUGCGUUUAGGCUUCAAUGUCUGCCCCGAGAAGAUGAGGAAAUUCAAUACUUGGACUUCACCUCAAUGUACAGUUUUGUAAACAAGUAUGGCAAAUAUCCAAUUGGUCAUCCAAAGGUUUACACCAAAGAUUUUCCUGACAUAAAGGAUGUCAACGGACUAGUCUACUGUGAAAUGGACCCGCCCGGAAACCUCCAUCACCCUGUGCUGCCCGAAAAAGUGGAUGGCAAAUUGCUUUUCCACUUGUGCUCACUUUGCGCCAGACUGAAAAAGUUUAAAUACUGUCCGCACAAUGAAGAGCAGAGGAAACUCACUGGCACGUGGGUGAGCUACGAAAUUCUGUUGGCUCUCAAAUAUCAAUACAAGAUCAGGAGAAUUUUUGAGAUCUGGGACUAUUCUGAAAUAAUUCAGUACAUGACUGGACCGGACGGCUUUGGUUCGAAUGGGCUUUUCGGAGAGUUUGUCAACUGCUUCCUUAAAAUCAAAGCGGAGGCUUCAGGGUGGCCAAGGGAAAACAUGACUCAAGAGGAAAAAGACGCCUAUGUAGAAGAAUUUUGGCAAAUAGAGGGCAUAAGACUAGAUCCCAACAAAAUUGAGCGAAAUGAAGUGAUGCGGUACAUUGCCAAGUUAAUUCUUAAUUCUCUCUGGGGACGAUUUGCCAUGAGGACGGACAUGACGAAAACUGCGAUCCUCGACGAGAGGAGUGAGCUUUUGCGGCUGCUGUCGUCACCGAAUGUCGAGGUUCAAAGUCUUCUAACGAACCUUGGCGAGAAAAUGAUAGCCACUUAUAAGGACGAGGCCUCACAACCAAAAGGAAUUAAUGUAGUAGUUGCAGCUUUCACUACUGCUCAAGCUCGAAUUUUGCUUUACCGACUAUUGGAUUUGGGUGGACACAGAGUGUUGUAUACUGACACUGAUUCCGUCAUUGUAGUUCAGAAAAAAGGAGAGCCAAUUUUCAAGACGGGAAAUGGCUUAGGUCAACUGACAAACGAAGUGCCAAAUCAAGUAAUAAGUGAAUACCUUGCUGUCGCACCCAAAAACUACGGCCUCGCGCUCCAAAACACCGAUGGAUCCAAGGAUGCUAUUCGCAAAAUCAAGGGCAUCACACUGCGGCACAAUUGUUUGGAGCAAACAAGCUUGGCCACUCUCCGUCGACUCAUUCACGGUGAACUGGAAGAAGUGGAAAUUAACAUUUACAAAAAAAUAGAGCGGACCCUCGGAUUCCAGCUUGUCUCGUCCGACACCUCCAAGAAAAUAAAGUUGAAUUACGACAAGAGGUUCCGAGAGGAGGGCGUAGUUGAUUUUUCCUCACCACACGGACUGAAGGAAAACUGGCCACCUGUGAUCCCCGACGAAUCAAUCGAUGUUCAUAUGUGGUCCAUCCAUGAAUAUGCUGCAUAG